Messenger RNA from Sardina pilchardus (European sardine), 2255 nucleotides. RefSeq names its product zinc finger protein 572-like. Gene Ontology annotation, biological process: regulation of transcription by RNA polymerase II. Gene Ontology annotation, molecular function: DNA-binding transcription factor activity, RNA polymerase II-specific; RNA polymerase II cis-regulatory region sequence-specific DNA binding. Bases 203 to 1828 code for a protein of 541 amino acids. The transcript has 3 exons. The record is from RefSeq and is a predicted model, not a curated record. Lineage: Eukaryota; Metazoa; Chordata; Actinopteri; Clupeiformes; Clupeidae.
CACAGAUACCUUUUAGCUUUUGGGUCUCUUUUACGGUUUAUGGAUAUGAAUCAUUACUUUUGGAUCGUUUGAGAGAGGGGUUGUUUUUUUAGAUAGCGCGGUCUUAAUGUUAUAUUUACGUACCGUUACUAUAUCCAAUUGGUAAAGAGCAUAGUAGGAGCGUUUAUUUUGAUAGGAUCACAUAGGCUACUCAGCCACAACGAUGGAGGGGACUCAAAUAUGUUCAAGAACGUCCAAAAUGGAUCGACUGAACGAAAGAGUGUCCAAGUUGCUGACAGUAGCGGUGAACGAAGUUCUUGAACUUGUGCGCGAGACUGUGUCGGAAUACCAGGAGAAAACCUCACGAACGCAGAGGGAGAACGACAGACUCAGGAAGAGGAUUCGCAACUCACUACAUCGCAAUAGAGAUGCAGGACAGUGUGCACAGCUGAGCCCGUCCAUGGACUGUGCCUCCCCUGAGGAGCAGCAGCAGCAGCAGGAUUGUGAGUCAGCAUCAGCAUCAGCAUCAGCAUCAGACGUCACCAAGGACGACGUGGACCCCGCCAAAGCCGACGCCAGUGCGAGGGAGAGGAACGGGGAGGUCCACCAUGAUGGGGCAGAACAGAAUCAUUCACCACAGCGGACGCUCUCAGAGACGGCCAGGCAGGAGCACGCACCACAACACACGCUCAUCAAACUUGAACAGAAACACUCGCCGCAGACGCCAGUGAACUCUGACCCCGGGGUGGGCCUGAUGAUGAGUGCUGGGGAUGGGGAGACCUGUAAACGUGGUUCUGCUCUCACCGGCGCCAACCGUUCCGUCUGUGUGGCCAGUAGGACGCACACCAGGAGGUCAAACAGCACAGGGGUGACCACACACAGCACAGGGUUGACCACAAACAGCACAGGGUUGACCUCACACAGCCCAUCAGGCAGCAUCCAGAUCUCAAACAUAUAUUCUCUACGGCAGAGCAACAGCUGUGCAGAUCGGAGCGCAACCCUGUCACCUCGGCCCACUCAGGAGGGCUUCAUCAAGACAGAACCAGCGAGCAAAGCCAUUACAAACCACAAGGAGGCGCAACAUUGCAGCUUUAGCCUCUCUGAGGACCUGCACUCACUGCAUAGCAGCAUAUCCUCUGAUGCCCCUUCUUUACACUUGAACAACCUCAAAGCUCAGGUCACACUAGCCACUUCCCCUGAUCACCACCAGGGUGUGCUAGAAGAUGACUUCGGCCUGAUGGUCGACCUGAGCUCCACCCAGUCACAACUAUCUACCUCCCAGUCACACAGCAGUUUCCCCUUCACCUCCAGCGACAGCCGGUUCCAGUUCCCCGUUCUACAGCAGCAGGUUCCCGGUGCCGACGUCUGGAUAGACGGUUCUCCGAGGGCCGCUCCUGGCACCUCCCCCGCCGAGAGUUACGUGUGCGGCGUGUGCGGCGAGACCUACGGCAACCUGGUGGAGCUGCGCGUGCACGAACGCGGCCACCCGGGCUCCAAGCAGCACGUGUGCACGCUGUGCGGACGCUCGUUCGGCGGCUCGGGCGACCUGAACAAGCACCUGCGCGUGCACACGGGCGAGAAGCCGUACCACUGCGGCUACUGCGGCAAGAGCUUCCGCCGCGCCGACCACCUGCGCACGCACGUGCGCGUCCACACCGGAGAGAAGCCGUACGUGUGCGCCGUCUGCGGCCAGAGGUUCACCGUCAACAGCUCGCUGCAGAAACACAAGCUCACGCACACUGGGGAGAAGCCGUGCGAGUGCCGCGCGUGCGGGAAGAUGUUCAGACUCUCGUCUCAGCUGAAGAGACACGAACUCACACACCACCGCCGGCACUUCAGUGUUCGGUGAGGAUGCAUAGCAAGCUGAAGAAUGAAAGAAUGACAAUUAAAAACAAAAACAAUAACAUAUUGUGAAGCCACUCAGCCACUAUUGUGCAAGAUUGGGCCACCUGCUGGUGACAGACUCUCAUAACUCUCCAAAUCAAAACCUGUGUUCGCAACGGCCACUCCUUCACUGCAUACACUUGUUUUAAGCUAAUUUUGUUGCCAGAGUGUUAAGCAUAUUUGUCUUCAUAACAUGUCUUGAAAUAAGUCAAACUCUUAUUAGAUUAAGUCAAAAUGAUCUUAUAGUCAGGGGGCCAAUUCUGAAAAGGGCUUCCGUUAAGACUUUUGCGGACAUGUUUUGGUACAAGCGGUCAACCUAUUUUUUUAGUUAGAAGACACCCAUAGGUAAGAUAUUAUGGUGGUUGUCAAGCAAAAUUUUUUUUUUUUUGACU